Messenger RNA from Galdieria sulphuraria, 2022 nucleotides. Its product is annotated as GTP-binding protein LepA. Bases 27 to 1997 code for a protein of 656 amino acids. The transcript is spliced from 8 exons. Gene Ontology annotation, biological process: positive regulation of translation. NCBI's taxonomy places the organism in Eukaryota, Rhodophyta, Bangiophyceae, Galdieriales, Galdieriaceae. Gene Ontology annotation, molecular function: GTPase activity; GTP binding; ribosome binding. The record is from RefSeq and is a predicted model, not a curated record.
GAACAUUUCAUUUUGUUGAGGAUUGGAUGUCUCUUUUUCAUUGGAAAAGUUUUUCUAAGAAGCUUUGUCUUUAUUCAUGGAAAGAUUGGAGAAGAUUGUGUUCAAAAGUACCUCUUGAUAUCCACAAACGUUCUUCCUCAGUUGCUGACAAAACCUCUUCAAGCUUUCUUUCUGAUGUGGAUAAUGAUAAACCUGUGGAUAAAGAGUUCAUCCGCAAUUUCUCUAUUAUAGCUCACGUAGAUCAUGGCAAGUCUACUUUGGCAGACCGUUUGUUACAGUUUACUGGAACUAUUGCUCCUGAAAAAUUUCGCGACCAGUACUUGGAUAAUAUGGACAUUGAGCGUGAAAGAGGCAUUACCAUAAAAAUGAGAGCAGCUCGAUUAUGGUAUCGUUCCAAAGAUGGAAGUCGUUAUUUGCUCAACUUGAUAGAUACUCCUGGCCAUGUUGACUUUUCCUAUGAAGUGAGUAGGUCUUUAGCAGCAGUGGAAGGUUGUCUUCUUGUUGUAGACGCUAGCCAAGGUGUUCAAGCGCAGACAAUUGCCAAUGUAGAUCUUGCGUUGGAAAAUAAUUUAGAAAUCGUCCCAGUUUUGAACAAAGUUGAUCUUACCACUGCAGAGCCAGAUAAAGUAUGUCAAGAAAUAUCUCAGGUCAUAGGUAUUGAUGCCUCUAGAGCUGUAAGAGCUUCUGCGAAAUUUGGUAUUGGCGUAGAGGAAAUUUUGGAGGAAAUAGUUCACUUGAUACCUCCUCCAAAAGGGCAAGUGGAAGCAUCACUACAGGCACUUAUUUUCGAUAGCUAUUUUGAUCCAUAUCGCGGAGUUGUUGUAUUUGUUCGAGUGAAGAAUGGAGAGAUUCGCACUGGAAUGAAAAUCAGGUUUAUGGCUACAGGAGUUGAACAUAGUGUUGAACAAGUUGGCAUUCUAACUCCAGAUGAAGUUGUUCGAACAAGUGGAGUGCUUUCCUGUGGAGAAGUUGGCUUUAUCAAAGCUGGAAUCAAGUCUUUACAUGAUGCUCCAGUAGGGGACACAAUCACUGGUUGUGACAAUCCAACGCAAGAGCCUUUGCAAGGUUAUAAACCUGCAAAGUCUAUGGUAUUUUGUGGACUUUAUCCUGCCGAUUCAGCCACAUUAUUCGAAAAUUUAAGAGCAGCGUUGGAGAGAUUGUCCUUGAAUGAUUCUAGUAUUUCCUUUCAACCUGAGUCUUCUUCGGUCUUAGGAAAAGGUUUUCGUGUAGGAUUCCUAGGUAUGUUGCACAUGGAAGUUGUAAAGGAAAGAUUGAAGAGAGAAUACGAGUUGGAACUUUUAACUUCUGCUCCCAGUGUGGUAUACAAGUUUAGAAAUUUCAAAGGUGAAUACUUUAUGGAAAGUAAUCCUUCCAAGAUUCCAAAUGAUGCUAGACACUUUGAAGAACCGUUUGUCAAGUUGGAUAUUGUUUGUCCAGACCAAUUUAAUGGAACGAUAUUGGAGCUUUGUCAGAAUCAUCGAGCAAGUUUGGAAGAUAUGCGCUAUGUUUCUAAUGGACGAAUUCUUCUCAAGUUCCUCAUUCCUCUAGCAGAAGUUUUGACGAAUUUUUAUGACCACGUCAAGUCUCGAACAAGAGGUUUCGGGAGCAUGGAUUAUGAGUUUCAUAGCUAUAGACCUAGUGACCUCGUAAAGUUGGAUAUAGCUGUGGCAGGAGAUGUUGUAGAAGGCUUAUCUUGUGUCGUACAUCGCGACCAGGCUUACAUUAAAGGAAAGGAAAUCAUUGAAAAACUAAAGCAGUAUAUUCCGCGUCAUCAGUUUAAGGUUGUGUUGCAAGCUAUGAUUAGUACCAAAGUAAUUGCUUCCGACUUUAUUCAACCUUUGCGAAAGGAUGUUUUGGCAAAAUGUUAUGGUGGAGAUGUGUCAAGGAAGAAAAAGUUAUUGGAAAGACAGAAAGAAGGGAAAGAGAAAUUGCGACAGUUGGGGAAAGUUCGUUUAUCACCUGAAGCAUUUGCAGCAGUAAUAGCCCAAAAAUUUUGAAUUCGAAAACUUGUUUAUUCCUUGA